UCGAAUGUUUCGACAUACCUACUACAACGAAUGUCAAAGCCGCCUUGGUCAAAGCAUAAUGAUAAAAUAAAUAGCAAAAUAAAAUAUAAAAAAACAUUUGUUUCAUCUGCCUUUCGGCAGUGAUUUAGUUAAUGUAAAAAUAAUAGUAUAAAAGUCCCAAAACGCUUAAAUUUUAUACAGUAUUCGUAUUAAAUUAUAAGUAUGAUGGAGGACGAGUUGGUGCCCCGUUUACCAGUUGACAGCGAAACUAUUGACUUUCAGAACUGGCACAUAAGCUACCUGAAAUCGCACAUACUUAAAAGCAUAUGUAAGAAGGGCCAAGAUGGCAACUGCGAGCAAAACGUGGAUGACUGCUGUGAGUUGUGCACAUAUCGUUACGCACUUGAGCUGCCGCACCUGCCAGAUAUGGUUUUCCAUAAGAACAAACUGUCUCUUAAACACAAAGAUGGCGCAUUGUUGGAGUUCUUGCCAAUAGACUCACUGCGGCUGGUGGAGAACGGAAAGCAGGCACUACAAGUGGCUUGUGCACAAGAGUGGAAAGAGAGCAGACCUGACUGUCACAUGGCAGAAAAAUUUAAGCCAUUUGACUGGACUUUUACCACCCAUUAUCAGGGUACUCUGAAUGAUAAAUUUCGGGUGGAGGAUUCAGAUCAGACACUAAAUAAAUUUAAACUGAUGCAGCGGGAAAAAAUAUUAUUUUACCAUGAUCUAACGCUUUUCGAAGAUGAACUACAUGACAAUGGAAUCUCAUCUAGUUCAGUGAAAAUUCGAGUCAUGCCGUCCGGCUUCUUUAUACUGCUUAGAAAUUUCCUGCGCGUGGACAAUGUUUUACUUAAAAUGCACGACACCCGUUUUCACUUUGAGAUCGAAAACAAUUAUAUAUUCAAAGAGUACACAAUGCGCGAGGCCACAUACGGCGAACUUAAAAAUGUACCACCUCCAUUUUUCACAGUACCAAAUGAAAUUGAGAACUAUUUACCCAUUAAGGAAAAGAAAGCCUAUAAAUUAUAUUUCAAGUAGAGAGUUUUUAAACAAAUACAUAUAACGCAAAAUUUCAUGAAUAAAAGAUUUAAACAACCCAAUUAAAAACUUAAAUUAAUAUUUUUAAGUAAAUCAUAAAAUCAUACUUAAGGUGAAAGUUAUUUUUAUUAUUAUUGUGAGUGGAAGAUGUAACAUUUCCUCUAUAUUCAGGCGUUAUACAUAUGUAUGUAUACACGUUAUAGGACAAUACAUCUCCUGAUCGCAGUGCAGGCCUCAUCAAACAUCUAUCUAUCUAAGUACGUACAUACUGAGUUACAGAAGUGACUUGACAGACACAUCAAUAUUUAUGUUCGUGUAUGUAUUUACCUAUGGCAGCAAAUUUAUUUAAAAUUGUUAUGUGUUAAUUAAGCCAGCAUGCAUUUACUGUUUGUAGACUGUAAGAAAAUAAUAGAAUAUAUACAUACAUACUUGAAAUAAGAAUUUCCCAUUAUUUAAGUAACGAAGUCCGAUUUGUUUCAAAAGCCGAAAGUAGCAGAGAAACAGUUUUGGUAUACCUUAUAUUUUAGUAACUAAUCGAUAUUUUAUGUAGAUAACAGAUGCGUUCAGAUACAGGUAAAUGGUCAAACGGCUUGAAAUUGCUUAUGCCACUUUUAAAAUAAACGGGUCAUUUAGUAAUUUUAUUGAGCCGUUUUUUAAGGAACAAUUUUUGUGGGCAAUUUAUAUAUGGCAGAAGCUAUAGCGGAGAUCACGUCUUAUCAGACUUCUUCAGCGAA
Molecule: messenger RNA, 1754 nt
Organism: Rhagoletis pomonella (apple maggot)
Lineage: Eukaryota; Metazoa; Arthropoda; Insecta; Diptera; Tephritidae
Product: TIP41-like protein
Exons: 4
Coding region: 202-1020 (272 amino acids)
Biological process (GO): TOR signaling
Cellular component (GO): cytosol
Source: RefSeq, a predicted model, not a curated record